AUGGAUAUUGGUGAUGCUAUCGAAUACUUAUCAGCGGCAGCUUCUGCUGCUGAAGAGAAUAUACGUUACCUUCGGGAAGCGAUAGUUGAAAUAAACUCUACUAAAGACCCUUAUGAGCUUGCAACAAUGGAUGAACAAUCUCUGGAAGAAUUUUUCAUUACUGGCAUCGAGAGAAAUUUAAGAGCCCUUGAUUCAAAAGAUGCUGCCGUGCGUGCCAGUACUACCGCUUUUUUUAAUGCCUUAGAACAAACACGCUUUGAAGACACAAAUUUCACCACGAGAUAUGAGUGUGCUUUAAGCGCCGGACGGAAUGCAUUCAUAAAAACACGGGAAAAGGAGGCAAGACGAAUAUUCAUUUUGUAUGCUGCUUACAGUUCUAUGGGCUAUGGGGAAACUGAUGCAGAUCUUGAAUAUAACGCAAGAAAAGUUGCCUUUAUGGACGACUUUCAAGAGCUUUCAGCCCAGAAAGCGGCAGAGAUGGCACGUUCACAUCGUUGUUUUCUUUAUGCCUGUUAUGAGUGUGAUCUACCAUUUACAGAUCCGACCUAUGAAUGGUGUCAACCAUGUAAUUCAAAACAUCUUAAGGAUGAUUUUGAGAAAUGGACUAGUGGUAAUUCUAACAUUGACAAAUUUCUUCAAGAAGCGCAACUUUCAGCAAAUAGCCUAAGAAAGGUAAUGGUGUGGAUCCCAUAUCAUAGGUUGACAGAUAUAGAAUAUAUUACUGAAGGUGGAUAUGGAACUGUUUAUUCGGCUAUAUGGUUGGAUGGGCCAAUAUCCAGAUGGCACAAUGAUUCGUGGAUGUAUUUUGGAAAGCUGAAAGUUGGCUUGAAAAUCUUAGAUCGUUCAUCUGAUUUAUCAAUUAACUUUUUAAAUGAAUUUAAAUCGUAUCUUCAAGUUUAUGACAGCACUUAUUUUAUUCGAUGUCUAGGAAUUUCUCAAGAACCACACACGUAUAAUUAUAUAAUGGUAAUGGAAUUUGCAUCAUUAGGAUGUCUUCGAACAUAUUUGAAAUCUAACUUUAAUUCCAUAACAUGGGAGGAUAAGUUAAAAGCUUUACUUGAUAUCAGUAAGGGACUUGACUGCUUACAUAAGAGUAAUUUGGUUCAUCAAGAUUUUCAUCCAGGAAAUCUCUUGUUUGUUGACAACUUUGGCGAUAAAUUUUUAUCAAUUUCAGAUCUUGGAUUAUGUAAACCAUUAAACCAAAAUUCAGAAUCAGCUGAGCUUUACGGAGUUUUACGUUAUAUAGAUCCUGAAGUCUUGUGUGGAAAACGCUACACUAAAGCAUCUGAUAUAUACUCAUUUGGCAUGGUUGCAUAUGAAAUAGUAACAGGUUGUCUGCCAUAUUAUAAUAUUACAGAUGAUGAUGAUCUUAGUUUUAAAAUUAUUAUUCAAGGUUUACGUCCGAACAUUCCCUCUUACAUACCAAAGCUGAUUACUAGAAUGAUUAUGAAAUGCUGGGAUGCUCUGCCAGAUAAAAGGCCAACCUCUGAUGAAUUAUAUCAUAGUAUAAAAGACUGGUAUAAUGAUAUCAAAAAAAAUAACCAGUCUGAAUUUAUGGCACAAAUUAUAAAAUUUACAAAAGAAUUUAACGAUACAUCCGCACAACUAAAUUAUCAAGAACAUACUAGAGCAUUUUAUAUUAGCAAACCUUACAGUAUUUCCGAUUCUUUAUUGCCAAUGAAUGCACCGGAUUUUGAAGAGAAGCUUAAUGAAUUUUUAACUUCUGAAAAAGCCUUUGAUGAUUCCGAAAAGCAUGAUAUAAAAUUAUCAAUUUCCGAAGGGAUCAUUGAUAUAACUAUUUGA
Messenger RNA from Cetraspora pellucida, 1803 nucleotides. NCBI's taxonomy places the organism in Eukaryota, Fungi, Glomeromycota, Glomeromycetes, Diversisporales, Gigasporaceae. The record is from the annotation of a GenBank genome assembly.